Messenger RNA from Nerophis lumbriciformis (worm pipefish), 3024 nucleotides. The record is from RefSeq and is a predicted model, not a curated record. NCBI's taxonomy places the organism in Eukaryota, Metazoa, Chordata, Actinopteri, Syngnathiformes, Syngnathidae.
UUUUCUGUCUUUGUAGCCAUGAGGUGGUUUAUGUUGGCGGCCUGCUUGCUCUUGAUGCUGCUGGAGGCGGCGGACGGGGGAGGGGGCGCUCAGGCCGGGGGACUGGCAGAGAGGCGGGAAAGACGGGAGGUCGUGUCCGCGUCCGUGUCGGACCAGCCAGCGCCUGAGGUGGACAAAGACCAGCCCAAGGCCAAGAGGAAGAAAACGCCUCAGGAAGUGGAGGCAGCUAAAGCCAGGAAGGCGGCGGAGAAGGAAGCCAAGGCCAAGAAGCAGAAGGCGCCCAAGCCCACUAAGAAACCCAAAGCGCCGAAGAAGCCAAAAGCCACCAAGAAGCCCAAAGCCCCCAAAAAACCCAAAGCAACCACAACGACGGUAGCAACCACAACGACGGCAGCGACAACGAGCGCAAGUACCAAGGCGACGCCAGACACCAAACAGCUAUCUAAACCCAGCACGGUUCCAACUAGCAGAUAUGUGCCCCCUGUGCAACCCCAGUGGGUGGAGCCAGAAGAACCCGACCUGGUCAAGAGGAUCCCAGGCAGAGACAAAAAUCCGCUGACCACUCCGGAGGUGAUCAUGUACAUCCCAGAGGAGACCACCGACGUGCCCUUGGUAAUCCCCUGGUACGAGGACUACGACUACGACGACCUCGCCAAGAAGAAGCAAGAGCAAGAGGAGGAGCAAGCACGUCGGGAAAAGGCUGAAAAGGCGGAAAAAGCCGAGCGUCUGAGGAAGAAAUGGGAGGAGGAGGAAGAGGAGAGACUUAAAAACCUGGUAGAUCCUCCGGAACCCAAAAAAUGUCCUCCUCUGGGUUUGGAGUCUCACCGCGUGGAAGACGAUCAGCUACUGGCCUCCUCGCAGUCCACGCACGGAUUUGCCGCCCAGAGGGGAAGACUGAACAUGCAGGGCUCCACCAACAACCAAGAUCUUUUCGGAGGUGCGUGGUGCGCAGAGCCCGAGGAGACGAAUAGCUGGUUUGAGGUAGACGCUAGAAGGGAGGUGGAGUUUUCUGGGGUCAUCACGCAGGGAAGGAACUCUGAGCAGAUUGAGGACUUUGUGUCAUCCUAUUUCGUGGCCUUCAGCAACGACAGCCGCGAAUGGGAGAUUCUUCACGACGGCUACGCCGAAUGGUUGUUUUACGGCAACGCCGAUAGCGACACGCCGGUUCUCAACCAGUUUUCAUGGCCGGUGGUGGCGCGCUAUAUCCGGAUCAUGCCGCAGAGCUGGAACGGCAGCUUGUGUCUGCGGGCUGAGAUUCUGGCCUGUCAACUUCCAGGUAGCCACCACAGCGAGAAUGAAGUCAGGUCUUCUGAUGAGCUGGACUUCCGACAUCAUAACUACAAGGACAUGAGACAGAUGAUGAAGGUCAUAAACGAGGAAUGUCCCAACAUCACUAGAAUCUACAACAUCGGUAAGAGCUCUCAGGGCCUCAAAAUGUACGCCAUGGAGAUAUCAGACAACCCAGGGGAACACGAGCUGGGCGAACCAGAAUUCCGAUACACCGCAGGGCUCCAUGGUAAUGAGGUGCUGGGACGAGAACUUCUCCUCCUUCUGAUGCAAUUCCUAUGCAAGGAGUACAAGGACCAAAACCCUCGUGUGCGCCGCCUGGUGGACGGAGUGAGGAUUCACCUGGUGCCAUCCCUGAAUCCCGAUGCGUACGAGCUGGCCUUCGAGGCGGGAUCUGAGAUGGGCAACUGGGUACUGGGUCAUUGGACUCAGGAGGGUUACGACAUUUUUCAAAAUUUCCCGGAUCUUAACAGCAUUUUGUGGGGGGCGGAAGACCGCGGCUGGGUUCCUCGCUUCGUACCAAACCAUCACAUUGCCAUGCCAGAGAACUUCCUUAACGGAUCUAUGGCCGUCGAAACCAAAGCCGUCAUUUCUUGGAUGGAGCGCACUCCCUUCGUGCUGGGCGCCAACUUGCAAGGCGGCGAGAAACUGGUCACAUACCCUUUCGACAUGCAGCGGCCGCAAAUUUCACUGAUGGACGACCAACGCUGGAGGUCCAACGGUGACAUGAACGAGGACACGUGGGCUCGGAUUCAGCUUCAGAACCAGGGUGCCUCGCGGGAGACGCCCGACGAGGUCAUGUUCCGCUGGCUGGCCAUGUCGUAUGCCCACAGUCAUUUAUCCAUGACAGAGGUCCAGCGCGGAUCUUGCCAUGGUGACGAUGUCACCUUGGGCCAAGGCGUCACUAACCGUGCCGGCUGGAAGCCCGUAGUGGGCAGCAUGAACGACUUCAGCUACCUGCACACCAACUGCAUGGAGAUCUCAGUGUUCUUAGGCUGCGACAAAUUCCCGCACGAGAGCGAACUUCCUAUGGAGUGGGAGAACAACCGGGAGGCUCUGCUGUCCUUCAUCGAGCAGGUCCACCGUGGGAUAAAAGGUAUGGUCAAAGACACGGAGGGAAACGCACUGGCCAAUGCCACCAUAUCCGUGGAGGGGAUACGCCACGAUGUCAUCACCGCUUCGGGCGGAGACUACUGGCGCUUGCUGAAUCCCGGUGAGUACCGUGUGACUGCCAAGGCCGACGGUUACACGCCGCAGACACGCCUGUGCAUGGUGGGCUACGACUCGGGUGCCACGUCCUGCAGCUUCACCUUAGCGAAGUCCAACUGGGACCGCAUCAAGCAGAUCCUAGCGCUCAACGGCAACCGGCCCAUCCGAGUGGUGGCCAAGGCAGAGCGGGCCAAGCCCACGUCGGCCGGCGCUGUCACCGUCUCCCCGGAAGAGGAGCACGCUGCCGCCCAGCGGGCAGAGCGACUGCGCCGGCUGCGGAUCCUGCGACUUCGUCGGCUGCGGCUGCUGAAGCAACGUGCCGGACAAAGGACGACGCCCGUGACUGCCGCCCCCCCGACGACGACUGUCGCCACCACCACCACCACCACAAGGAAACCCACAACAACAACUUCCUGGUACGACUCCUGGUUCCCCGUGGACAACCUGUCCACAGAGAACCCCUUCGACAGCAUCAACUUUGACUCUGUGCCCACUGAGGACUAUCCCUUUCAAUUCACCAUCGACUGA